Saccostrea cuccullata (small rock oyster) is the source of this 2538-nucleotide messenger RNA. RefSeq lists its product as uncharacterized. The record is from RefSeq and is a predicted model, not a curated record. The transcript is spliced from 15 exons. Lineage: Eukaryota; Metazoa; Mollusca; Bivalvia; Ostreida; Ostreidae. Bases 114 to 2075 code for a protein of 653 amino acids.
CGAUAUUUAACAGGAAGUUGUCUACGUCAGAGUAUAUAUUUUUCUUAGUUUUGUGAUAAGUUCUCCAUAUAUGACGGCAACAUAGAACGUAGCAGGAGGUGCCAUAAGGGAAAAUGGACAACGCAAUGAGUUAUUCAUUAAUGAAAGCUGGUUACGACGAAAGCGGGUUUAAUUCAUGGAUUUUGAAUUUUCCAACGCAAUGGAGAAAAUAUACCUCAUCACGGGAAGUACCAUACAGAGAAGGUCUGCGACAUUUCUGUAAACUUUAUGCUGGUUAUCAAUUGUACAGAAAAAAGAUUGAAGCAGCCAUUGCAGAGAAGAAAUCUGAUAUUGAUCAAAUAUAUUAUCUAUGUGAAGUGGGGGAUGGAAACUUUGAUGAUCUCAUUCUGAAAAAUACACCAUCACAAGAUUUAUAUAUACAACAGGGAAUUACAUCAGAUGAACUUCAAAGGACACUUUUUGAAAAAAUGAACAGUUGUUUGGUUGAAAAGAACAAGAUAGUGGAGUUAUCCGAAGAACUUGCAAAUGUUAAUGGAAAACCCACUUCCGUUAAAUUAAGGAAAUGGCUUCAUUUAGACUUAAAAGUAAGAAUGCAAAUUAAGAAUGAUCCAGUGAAUGCUUUACCAUUUUUCCUCGACAGCCUAUACGACACAGCCGUUGAAUAUCAAAGGAUAUCGAAAGAAAAUGUUACUUUAAAAGAGGAACACAGGAAAAUGAAAAGCUUAGAAGAUAUAUUCGAAAAAUUGAAGCAGAAAAAUGUUGAACUCCAAGAACAACGUGCAAAAGAAUGCGAUGAACUACUUUGUGUUAAAACACAAUUGGAUAAGGUAAAACAAGAAGCAGACCAUUUCUGGAAAGAAAAGGAAGCUUAUUGGAGGGAAUUGAAAGCAAAUGACUGUUCAGCUCUAAAACAUCAGUUAGCAGUGGAGAGGACGAAGGUUUCAGAACUUACCAAUAAAUAUCAAGACCUUUUAAAAGAGAAAGAAAAAUUACUAACAAGACUAAGCGAGGUUGCAGGGUCCAAGCUGACGAGUAAUAACCCUGCCAUUACGGACCUCAGUGACGAAAAUCGUCCACUUAAACUGGCCGAGAAAUUCAGUCAGUUGUACGACGACGACUGGACGGACUCCCUAGAAGAAAUAACAAGUUUUGAAGUAGAUGAAAAAGCUGCUAUCAGCUUUCUUCAGCGUUUAGUUAUGACUGCUUUUCAUUUGUGCUCAAGAUCACAAACAAUACUUGUUAACGCAGAGGGCUGUUGGAAUCUUCGUUGGUGUGAUAUUGUCAAAUUGGAAGUUUUGCAUGAAAUACAAUUACCAGAUGCAGCAAAAUUGGAUGUUGAUCGAGCCGUCAAAAGAUCUAGUCAUGGUGUACAAAAAGACCUUAUCUUCAGAACGCAGAAGAGAUUUCGCUACAUUUUGGCAGAUAUGUUACGAGUCACCACAAAUGAAAAAGCUUACUGUCAAAUGGCACCAGUAGAUCGUCAAUCAGAACAGUUGGAAUCAGACAAGAAGGAAAGUAAAGAUGAACAAAAGAAGCAUAAGGUCAAUAGAGAUUUUAACAUUCCAGCAGAACACAAUGUCUUGAAACCCAAAUUCAAGAGAUCUUUUUCUACUGGAUGUAGUGUGGUAGAUUGUAAUAACACGUACAGUAAAGGUGUGAUACCAGGGAAAGAAAAGCAAACUGCACGCAGCCGUCACGACAAAUACAGAAAUAGAUUAGCUGAUUCGGCACGAGGAGACUUUUUAAGACCCCGUUACGAAGAUUAUGUUCGAGAGGGUUUCUUGCUUGACAAGGAUAGCAUUGAAAAGUUGUACUUGGAGCCAAGCCACGUGAUAGAGCGAUUCCCCAAGACAACUCAGUUUGCUGACCACUGUAUAGAAUUAUGUUGGUUGAUGCAGUCAACACAGCCGCCUGUACAUCUUAGUGUCGAUAUUCCUGAGAGCAGAGAACUAAAACAUGAAACAUUCAAAGCAUAUACGAAAUCCGGACACAUCAUUGACUAUGUAGUGUGGCCUGCGAUGUACCUACACAAAGAGGGACCAUUGCUGUCCAAAGGCGUCGCCCAACCAUUGUAAAACUACAGUACUUGAUAAGCUCUAAAUUAUUUUUUGUUUAUCAUUAUUGAUAUUUUUCUCGUAUGCAUAUCAUUUGUUUUAUGCGCCAUGAGAGUCUAAUUUUUGAACACUUUUAUUUUUUUACCAAAUGACUAAAGACAAGUUUAUGAAUGGAGUCGGUAAAGUAUUUUAUUUACUUUACACUUAUUUUGUUACAUAUUCACCUGUUAAAUACUGAAGUUUAUUUAUUGAUAUUUCAAAUGUGCAUAAUAAAUUGUUUAUUUAAAAUAAUUAAGUGUGUUAUAGUCAUAUUCAGAUUUUGCCAAAGCCUAUCUAUCAGAAUAUCGCAAUUUCGAAUGAAUCCUUUCUGCACAUAGUGUGGCUCAAGCUUAAGUUUUCAACAAUGGUUUCUAGAUUUAUUAAAAAUUUUCAUCUGAAAUCAAAUGAUUUUAUAAUGGUGGCAUAAACUUAUCUUAAAAAUAAC